Molecule: messenger RNA, 627 nt
Organism: Aphanomyces invadans
Lineage: Eukaryota; Oomycota; Saprolegniomycetes; Saprolegniales; Verrucalvaceae
Exons: 1
Coding region: 1-627 (208 amino acids)
Source: RefSeq, a predicted model, not a curated record
AUGGAUGAUGAGGAUGAAUGGUUCGAGAAUGUGAUGGACGACGGCGACGAUAUGAUGGCGCUGAGCCACAUCCUGUUCAACCCUAUCCCAUACAUGUUCUCCAGCGAUGAAUCUAGCAGCAGUGAUGAUGAUGAUGAACGUAUUCUUCGCGGCGGUUCUUCAGUCGGCCGAUGCCGCAACAAACCACGCGACCAUCGAAUGGGUUUGGAGAGGCUGUACCGAGACUACUUCUCCUUCUCGCCGGUGUACGACAGUGCCGACUUCCGUAGUCGCAUUCCGAUGCGCAUGGUGGUGUUCCAGCGUGUUCACGAUGGCGUCCUCCGCGCGGAUCCAUACUUCACGCAGAGGGCAGACGCGUGCGGCGUACUGCGCCUGGACACUUACCAGAAGGUUACAACGGCGCUGAGGAUGCUGGCCAACGGGUGCGCGGCCGAUGCUCUCGAUGAGAACAUGACGAUGGCGGAAUCGACAACAUUGGAAUCUUUGAGUCGAUUCUGCAGAGCUCUCAAUGACACGUUUGGUGACAUCUACUUGCGAGCGCCCACAGUCGAAGACCUUGAGCGAAUCUGCACAACCAACGGGGUACUCCAAGCCCGCUAUCAAAUCAUCGACAAGCCGUGCAAGUAG